Messenger RNA from Peronospora matthiolae, 879 nucleotides. The record is from the annotation of a GenBank genome assembly. NCBI's taxonomy places the organism in Eukaryota, Oomycota, Peronosporomycetes, Peronosporales, Peronosporaceae.
AUGGCAUCGAACGAGACGAAGUUGCUGGAGCCGUACGCGUACAUCAGUCAACUGCCGGGCAAGGGCGUACGUGGCAAGAUGAUCGGCGCGUUCCAGACGUGGCUCUGUGCACCCGCUGAGACCGUGAGGAGUAUCCAAAGCAUCGUGGAUCAGCUGCACAAUGCCAGUCUCCUAAUUGACGAUAUUGAGGACGAUUCGGAGAUGAGACGGGGCCAGCCCGUAGCCCAUCAUAUUUUCGGCGUACCAGCCACAAUUAAUUGUGCCAAUUACGUCUAUUUCCUGUCGCUGCAAGAGUGUCAAGCACUGGGAAAUCCUAAGGCCAUGCAAGUUUACACCGACGAGAUGCUGAGACUGCAUCAAGGCCAAGGCCUGGACAUUUUCUGGCGAGAUCAUUUGCAAUGUCCUACAGUUGACGAGUACCUCGAGAUGGUGCAAAACAAGACAGGAGGACUUUUUCGGCUUGCAGUGGGGCUAAUGCAAGCAUUUAGUGACUGUUCACUUGACUUCACGCCGCUCGUGAACGCACUCGCUGUUUACUUUCAAAUUCGAGAUGACUAUAUCAAUCUACUCGACGCAGCAUACAUGGAAAACAAGAGCUUCUGCGAAGACCUUACUGAGGGUAAAUUCUCGUUUCCGCUCAUCGUGGCUAUUCGCGAGAACCCGCAGGACACAAGACUGCUGAGUAUUUUGAAACAACGCACCAAGAGCAAGAAUCUCAAGCAGUAUGCCGUGCAGUAUUUGCGCGAAACAGGUGCCGUCGAAUUCACUCUUGCGAAGCUCAACGAGACAGUGCAGGAGAUUCGCAACGAAGUCGCCGCGCUAGGAGGGAAUCGAGCACUGGAAGAGAUCGUGGAUAGUUUGCAUGCGACUAUAAAAUAG